AUUAGCAUUGACAACCAAAGCGCAACUUUUCCCCAAGCAAAGUGAAAUCAAGCCGCGCACUCGGACAAAAUAUAGUUCCAUAUUUUCAACUCAAAGUCUUAAAAAUAAAGCCGUACGAUUCGGAUAGGUCGGAUAGGCUUUUGCCGUGCGGAUUUCGGAGUGGAUCUAUGUGACUGCUGAAAUCUUUAGACCGCCUUUUGAGCACUUUUGUUAAUACUGGCGUAAAGUGGGUGAUGAGUCUUACGGACAGUAAAGAAGCGAGAACUUGCUGUGCAACCCGAGUAGUUCUUGCGAUUGUUAUUGUUGCUUUAAAAAUAUUUGUAUUACGCCACAAAUAACGCGGAUCGCGUCGAAAGUGGGGGAAAAGUGCUUCUGAAGUCGGAAUAUGGAGCUACAAGGCCUUCAAGAAGCAUUGAAAGUAGAAGUCCAAUGUCAUCAGAAGCUCGCUGUCAGAAGUUGUCCUGUGGGGACGGCCGCCAAACCCCUCGCCCUCAUCAAGCCGCCCAGCCAGAGCAUCGCCAUCUCUGUGGUGCAAGCAAAGACUCCUGUUUCCAUGGUGACGGCACACAUUAAUGGACAAAAGGCGUUGAGUUCUGAGACGCUCCAGACAUCCCCCAUCAACCUCCAAACACCCGCUGGACAGCACAUCAGCUGCUCACAGAUGUUGGGAGCGCUCACCGCAAUCCCAAUUAAGGUGCCUCAAAUCAGCUCUUUGCAGCGGCUGGCAGGACACUCACCCAGUGUGCUACCUCAGGUUAGGCCAAAGACUCUCAUUCCAGACAGCCUUCCCCACAGCCCAUGUCGAGAGCAGCAGUCCGGUCAAACGCUGGCCGUACCACAGAGCAUGGCUGUGGUCAGCCCAAAGAGCCAAGGCGCAUCUUUGCCAACUGCCAACAGCACCUUCAGUCACGAGAGACUCUCCAAUGGGCAGGAAGGGUGUUCCUCUUUGCCCUUGUCUGCGCCGAGCACUUCCACAGCCUCUGCAAGUCAAGGGGUGGCUUACGCCAUCAUCUCAGCAACCUCGCCUGUAGCCCAUAGGGUGUCAGGAGUAACCGAGGCCAUUAAGGUGCAACCACUGAUUUUCAGCCCUGACAGCAAGGUUAUAAUCAUUCAGCCCCAGAUUCCCAGCAACUCCAAGAGUUCUCCGGCCUCACAAACUAACAGUCCUGUGAAGGAGCCAAGCCCUGACCCCUCAACCCCAUCUAAAAAGGAGGAGGAUCCAGAGAAAAUUGCCUUCAUGGUCGCACUAGGCUUGGUCACCACAGAACACUUGGAAGGUGAGUUACAUUUAGUGGCAGAGCUAGAGUUUUAUACAUGGGGUGGCCAAGAGCGUAAUGUGAAAGUUAGCAGAGGUUGGAAGGAGAGAAAAAGGCGAAGCACAGCUAACCCUGCGUACAGCGGACUGUUUGAACCAGAGCGCAAACGACUUGCCUCCAAUUACCUGAACAGUGCGAUGUUUCUGUCGGCGAGAGACUCUGAGGAGCUCUGCUGGAAGGAGGAGCGGCAGCAUGAUGCUCACUGUGCAGUGUGUAAACAGGAAGGAGAUCUUCAGCCGUGCCACACCUGUACCCGCGCCUAUCACCCUGACUGCCUGCAUCCACUUCUCAAAACUGCCACCCGGGGCAUGUGGAUGUGCCCCAAGUGCCAGAAGAAAGUUUUGAACAAAGAGAACUUGUCUUGGCCACAGAACUUCAUCCAGUCAUAUGUUACACAUAAAACAGUGAGAGAGGAGGAACGCAGGAAGCUAAUGAGGAGAAACACUGAGCUGAAACUAGAGUGUGAACAUCUGAGUGAAGAGGACAAGAGACUCUACGAUUCUCUCUCUAAAUGCAUUGAGCAGAAGGAGUGUCUUUUGGGUCAGAAACGGGAGACUCAGACGUCCCUUGAGCGUCUCAAGACUCUGAUCCGACUCAUUCAGCGUGACCAGAUGAUCCAAGUAACUAUGACGGCCACCACCACCACCGGAGCAUCGCUGCUCUCGCUGCCGUGGAUCAAAGCCACGGGCACCAGCACCACGGCACCCACAGCUGGCUCCUCCACAGUACAGCACAAAACCACACUUCAGCCGCAAGGCAACAACUGACCCCCAAACCACACAAACACAUAGAACAGCUCUCUCUACAAGACCACCAAACGUCUUUGUAAAGAGACACGGACGGUGAUCUAACCAACGUGCAUUUUCUUCUGGUAAUGUCUUACCAUAAAAUAAUGGAAAAUUUUGAAAAAUAAUUAAAAGAAAUUAUGAGCGUCACUCAAUUCAUAAGUAUUUUUUAAAGCCAACACACAGUGCUCACAAGAUUUUUUUAUUUUAUUUAGUUUUUUAAUGUAUUAUUUUUCUUGGCCUUAAUGUAUUUAUGACUAGAUUACGAUGCAGUUGCAAGUAUAUGAAAUACGUAUUCUACAUAGUUAGAAACAUUUCUUUUUAUGCUUUGCAUUUUUUACUGGGGUUUGGUGUGUUUGCGUAUCGGGGGGAAUAAUCGUUCGCAUUUAGUUAUUGAGAAGGUUAGCGUAGUUAUAGUUGAAGACAAGCGACAUAUGAAAUGAAGAGCACUGUACAUUGAUAUAUCGAAUAAACAUUUGUUUGAAUUUUUUUAAGAACAAUGUUUGCCAUAAUAAUUCAGGUUAAAGUGAGACAGGGAAAUGUUUUCAUUUUGUUCAUUUUGUGUGUACUUGUGAGCAUACAUACAUAAAAAAACAAAAAACAAAAAAACAACAUGAAAUAAUUUUUCAGUAUUAAUAGAGAUAAAAGAACAAAGUAUUUAAGAUAACAACAGAAUUGAGCCUUUUUAGUGAAGAAUUUAGUAUUUUCAUGCUGAUGCCUGUUAAUGAUUUCAAAUAAGUAUUGGAGAGAGGGAUUUUUAUACAUAUAUGAUUUUUUUUUUAUUUCGGCUGUCCCAACAACACAAACGAAAAGGCCAUUUGAGUUCUUUGAGUGCCUGAUCCCGGAAUCCAAAAACUUAUGUUUUGUCUCCCCAGUAUUUAAAAUAUGCCAAAAACCCUUGAGUGUUUUUGUACCAUUAACUGUAUAAUGUUUUCAUCUCAUCUUGCUUUCUUUAAGUGUUUUAUGUUUUCAUUUUCUUAUUCCAAGUCACUCCAAGAUUAUCACAAGUUGCAUUAUUAUUAUUAUUAUUAUUAUUUUUAAUUGUUUUUUAAAUGUUAGAAGUGAACACUGCCUGAUGAAUAAAAGUAAAAAAUUCAUAUCUAAAACACUCAGUGGAGAAAAAUAGGAAAUAAUUUGAAUGGUACUUAUUUGGAGGGAAUUUAAGCAUGUUCAUUUAAAUGGUUUGUCUUCCUGUGUGGUUCGAAAAACAAAAGAGUUACUACAAAAUGCAAAAGAAAUAACAAGUCGCACAUGGUUAACGACAGCACUGUCGAUCUCAACAAAGAAUAUUUCAUUAAAAAACAAACAUUGGUUUUAUUUAUGAUUUAGUGUUAAAUAAUAAAUACCAUUAUUAUAUAUGUGUACCUUUAAGGGCUAACAGACUUGUAUUUAACCACAUUUGGAGUAAAAUUUGUUUUUUUUUCUUUCUUCAGUGUAGAAUGAUAUCUACUGAAAUGAAAAAUUGUCUUUUGUGUAACAUUUUCUAUGAAGUCUGUAUAUGUAAUGUAAUAUUAUGGGAUAACCUUACACUGUGUCUACACCGGACGCGAGCGUCGCUAUGCAACGCGACAAAAUACAAUAGAACCUAGUAUGCUGUCUACACUGGAUGCGGCGCGGCGUGACAAAUUCCCGACAGUAAACUUCUGCUGCGUUCUAUUUAUGACGUACUGGCACAAAUUUCAAAUGAUUUUCAACAGUUCUCUAUCCAGAAUUAAACAAAUUUGUAGUUUCACAUUUUUUUCUCUUUCUAUUUUUUAUGUUGCUAUUACAGAUUAGAAAUUAAAACGAACCAAGAUUAAUAAAUGUGAAAAAUGUAUUAUUGUCAAAUUAUUUUAUAACAAAUAAAUAUGACCACAGUUAUAAUAUUACUUAUAAUAGUACUUAUUAAUGGUAAGUACAAUACAUUUAAUGAUAUCAACACUGUUAUGUUAUUUUGUGUAAGAUAUUUAAAAGGUGUAACCAUAAGUAUUUAUUGUAUAUAUUAAAAUAUAUAAAGCAUUUCCUAUACAGACAUCAUAAAAAGUGUUAUUUUUAUUUUUUGAUAAAAUUUAAAUCUCAUCUCACAGAAUCUUUUUCAGUUUCUGUAUUAUCAUAUUCAGAAUGUAACUUAAUGCAUAUCAUCUGUUGUUUCAUAAUAGUCGCUCCUACUAAGUUCAGACUCC
Cyprinus carpio (common carp) is the source of this 4263-nucleotide messenger RNA. RefSeq names its product PHD finger protein 21B-like. The transcript is spliced from 14 exons. The record is from RefSeq and is a predicted model, not a curated record. NCBI's taxonomy places the organism in Eukaryota, Metazoa, Chordata, Actinopteri, Cypriniformes, Cyprinidae. Bases 386 to 2083 code for a protein of 565 amino acids.